Molecule: messenger RNA, 2292 nt
Organism: Hyposmocoma kahamanoa
Lineage: Eukaryota; Metazoa; Arthropoda; Insecta; Lepidoptera; Cosmopterigidae
Gene: Acsf3
Product: acyl-CoA synthetase family member 3, mitochondrial
Exons: 10
Coding region: 142-2037 (631 amino acids)
Biological process (GO): fatty acid metabolic process
Molecular function (GO): medium-chain fatty acid-CoA ligase activity
Source: RefSeq, a predicted model, not a curated record
ACACGAAAAAUAUUUCGUAAUGAAGAGAUAAUACUAUCCUUUUCAUAAUUUUCAUUUUAUUUACAUAAAAAUAGUUGGAACAUUCCUAAGUCAAACCUAAGCUGUCUUUCGGUUAGAUAAGUUCGUUGUUUUAUAACUAUCAUGGAGGUUACUUUUCGUUCAUUACGUACUUUCACCCGGCUUUUUCGAACGCGUUUACUUGUCUGUAGGCACAAAAGUGCUGCUAGUCUGGUUCGCAAAGAUGAACCUAAUACGGAGUUGCUGAAUUCUUUCAACGAUGAUAUAAAAAUCGGUGGGGUAGUUCCUGUGUUUCGAAAAGCUCUUCUGUUUCCUUCUCGAGUAGCUGUUCAAGACGAAUAUGGGAUCUAUACUUAUUCUGGACUAUAUCAAUCUGCUGCCGAACUUAGUAAGGAAAUAGCUAAUCAGUUGUCGGGUGAAACUGGAGAAACAGUUUCUUACAUGUGCAGUAAUGAUGCCUUACACAUCAUCGUACAAUGGGCUAUAUGGAUGAGUGGGAACAUAGCUGUGCCUCUAACACCAUUGCAUCCUCCGGAGAUGCUUAAAUACUUUCUAACAGACAGCUCUACCGAAUUAAUAAUUAGUACUCAAGAUUUUGAAAACACGCUGGCUCCUUUAGCUAAGGAUAUAAACCGGCAUCUUCUAGUCAUAACCAGAGACAAGCAAAUCACAGCUCAAUUGUACCAACCUAAUAGUGCCUUCCCACUGAAAACGGAAGAUGUUGGUUUGAACAAUAUUUGGUACGGGGAAAACGAUGCUAUGCUCAUUUAUACUAGCGGUACAACAAGCAAACCGAAAGGCGUGGUAUGGACACAUAGUAUGUUAAGUACGCAAAUAGCGUCACUACAUUCUGCCUGGCAAUACUCUAGCAAUGAUGUAGUUCUCCAUACUUUGCCUCUUCAUCAUAUUCACGGACAGUUAAACUCUGUCAAUGCGUCACUGGCUGCUGGUGCUAGAUUGCGAAUGCUGCCGUCUUUUGUAUCACAUACAGUCUGGGCACGGUUACUCGGUAUGGGCGAACAAGACGAAACUAAAGUGACAGUUUUUCACGGCGUACCGGCGAUGUACGCGAAGUUGACUGCAGAUUAUGAGAAAAUGUUCGGAAGUACUAAGACAGCACAGUACGUUAAAACGACUUUGGCAUCUAGAAUGCGGCUAAUGUGUGCUGGUUCUGCGCCGUUGCCAGAUACCUUAUUCCAUAAAUGGGAAGAGAUCUCUGGUCUCCGCCUUCUCGAACGUUACGGCAUGUCAGAAGUUGGUAUGGCGUUAAGCAAUCCGUACUUGCCAAUUGAAGACAGAACUGUUGGGUAUGUCGGUCUGCCGUUGCCCGGAGUGUCAGCUAGAAUAGCUGCGGUUGAUGAAAAGACAGGAAAACUACAAAAUCUAGUCACUGUGGAAACACCCUUACCUGACAGUCAAAUUGAAAUUUCUCUGGACCGUCUGAGUAAUAAAGAUUUUUUUUCUUCUCACGACGGGUGGGAACAACCAAAGGUCAUUAAACACACAGAGAAUUCUGAUGACACUUACGUCGGAGAGUUGUUGCUAAAAGGAAAUUCAGUUUUCUCUAGGUACUGGAACAGGACUCCAAAACUCGAUGAUUCCGAAUUCAUAGAUGACGAAUGGUUCCGCACGGGCGAUACGGCAUCCUUCACAGGCGGAAAAUUCAGGAUACUUGGCCGCACUUCCGUGGACAUUAUCAAGACCAGUGGGUAUAAAGUCAGCGCUUUGCAGGUUGAAUCGGCAAUACUCGAAAAUCCAAAUAUAGCCGAUGCGGCCGUUCUAGGCAUCAAACACACAGACUAUGGCGAAACAGUAGGCGCCGUAGUUGUCCUCAAAGGAGGUAAGCUAAGUCUUCAGGACCUCCAGGAAGCCUUAGCAACGAAACUGGCUCCAUACCAACUACCUAGGACUUUCGUCGUGGUGGAACAAAUGCCCAGGAACGCUAUGGGGAAAUUAGAUAAGAAAGAGAUAAGGAAACUGUAUGAAAAGGACUUGGUGCUAACGAAGAACGAAAAAUAGAUUGUGAUAGGCAUUUUGGGAUCUUAAACAAAAUAUUCUGGGUUUUAUUAAAGGUAGAUAAGUUUGAUUUUGACUAAUGCCACAUUCGUAACUUACUAUAUCACAGACCACUAAAGUUAAAGACUUCGCUUAGUCGCGCGAUUCCCGUAUAACGCGAUGACUAUAAAUUUGAGACACGCGUCUAGUACUAAGUUCAGGACAGUUUUAAGUAUGAAAAAAUGCUUCACUGUUGCGUAAAAUUUUAUGGAAGAAACA